AGUCACACACUGGCUGGCUUGUGACUCACCUGCCCAUUGUGACAUGCCCCCUGCUGGCUGGCACAGCCUCAUCCCCUCACUGCCAGGCUUGGCUCUGACAGAGCGAGUGCUUGCACGUGCUGCUGAGGAACGCUGAGCCAGCCGUUUCAGCUCUGCCACUGGCAGCAGAAAGUGAGUGGACCAUAUACACACCGGCUUUUGCCCACUCCUGACUCCAGGAUGGCUGAGGAAGUCCCCAAGGCCCCCUCAAAGCCCAUCCGUGCCUGGGAGGAGAUGAAACCUCCCCAACGGAAGAGUUGGCAAAAGAGCCCACAGCGGAAGCAGGAGCUGUGUGUGCCUCAGCCCUUCCGUGCCGAUUCACCAGUCUAUUGUAACGCCUGCUUGAGGAGGCUAGACUGGGAGGAGAAAGAGGCCCUGGACUACAUCAACGCCUUUCUAACGAGCAAUGAACAGGACGAGGCCAAGAAACUCAAGUUCUUGGAUUCCAUCAGCACCCUCAGCAACCUGCCUGCUUUUAUGGACAAAGCCCUGCUAGUGGAGAAGAUAAAGGAGCUGAUUGAUCACGAGUCCGUCGACUCCCUGACCGGCGUGAUGCGUCAGCAAGCUAUGCUCGCCAUCAUGAAGCUGAGCAAAAUGAAGCUACCGCUGCUGGUCCUGACACAACCCAGCCUGCUCACCACCUGCUUCUCCAGCAUCUUCUCCCUGCCUCCAGCACACACCAUGGAGGAGGUGGAGGCUGCUCUCUACACCAAAACUUUGAAAACCAUGGAUGAGAUGCUGAAGGCCUUGGUGUGCGAGGAUCAGGAGCCCAACCUUCUGGUGCUGCAAAUCAUCUUGAAGGUCUGGAGGCGUGGGGGCAGGAAGGGGACUAGUCCUGUAGCUGGGGUGGGGCUCAGGGACCAAGGCUCUGUUUAAUCCCAAGCAUGGGACACCCCCGUGCCUUCGGCUCCUCAGAGUACGUUCUCUACAAAGGUUCUUGGGCUGGAGGGCCAAGUGCCCCCACUAUAUCUGAAAAAGUCUGUAUGGGGUGGGGGUGGAGGAGCGUGGGCGGGAUCUGCUGUGUUCUCCACUGAGCCCUCAUGUGAACCUGGCAUUCCUUUGUGUUCACCAUGGGCCCCACCAACCUGGCCAAAGCCCGGAGCUAGAUUCCCCCAACAUUCUAGUUCUGGGGCCACAGGAAGUAGAUUCUGUGGGUGGUUUGUGCUCCCAAAAGAGGGAAAUGUCCUUAACAGAGAUUCGGUCUCCUCGA
Molecule: messenger RNA, 1249 nt
Organism: Mauremys reevesii (Reeves's turtle)
Lineage: Eukaryota; Metazoa; Chordata; Testudines; Geoemydidae
Exons: 7
Coding region: 220-915 (231 amino acids)
Cellular component (GO): cytoplasm
Source: RefSeq, a predicted model, not a curated record